Messenger RNA from Larimichthys crocea (large yellow croaker), 1619 nucleotides. RefSeq names its product v-mos Moloney murine sarcoma viral oncogene homolog (gene mos). Gene Ontology annotation, biological process: protein phosphorylation. The record is from RefSeq and is a predicted model, not a curated record. Gene Ontology annotation, molecular function: protein serine/threonine kinase activity; ATP binding. Bases 106 to 1122 code for a protein of 338 amino acids. The transcript has a single exon. NCBI's taxonomy places the organism in Eukaryota, Metazoa, Chordata, Actinopteri, Sciaenidae.
GUGGCUGUAUGUGUGUGUGUGUGUGUGUGUGUGCUGAAAAGCUUAGAGGCUGCAGAGCUGCCUUCAGUCAGCAGCAGACUUCAGGCUGCACAGAUACCGUGCGCGAUGCCUUCUCCGAUCCCCUUGACUCGCCUGCUGCCCAAAGAUAUCUACCCCUCCGUGGACAUCGCAACGUGCAGCAGCCCGCUCACCAAACACUCCCAUGGUACCACCUUACAAGUCCCCGUGCAGCGGCUCCACGGCAGAGUGGCCAGCCGGCUCUGGUCCUCUGUGAUCCACUGGAAGGAGCUGCGCUCCAUGCAGUCUGUGGGCUCCGGAGGGUUCGGCUCCGUCUACAAGGCGGAGUACCUCGGGGACACGGUCGCACUGAAGAAAGUCAAGAAGUGCACCAAGAACAAGCUGGCGUCCCGACAGAGCUUCUGGGCCGAGCUGAACGCAGCACACCUGCGCCACACAAACAUCGUGCGCGUCAUCGCGGCCACCACCUGCGUACCUGCGGACUUUGGAGACGAAAGCAGCAUCGGGACGAUCCUGAUGGAGUUCGUUGGGAGCAGAAAUCUGCAGCAGAUAAUUUAUGGAUGUGCAGAGCCGCUGGGGGAGGACAGGUGGCUCCGGUACUCCACAGACAUUGUACACGGUCUGCGGUUCCUGCACUCCCACAGCGUCGUGCACCUGGACAUAAAACCAGCCAACGUGCUGGUGUCCAAUGAAGACGUCUGCAAAAUUGCCGAUUUCGGCUGUUCCCUCAAACUGGACCGGGGCUGUGAAGUGAGCUCCAUCAGCCCUCAUCUGAGCCACGUAGGCGGCACGUACACGCACAGAGCCCCGGAGAUGCUGAAAGGCGAGGGGGUGACGCCUAAAGCGGAUAUCUUCUCCUUCGGGAUCACCUUCUGGCAGCUGAUCACCAGAGAGCAGCCGUACACCGGCGACAGGCAGCACGUGCUCUACGCGGUGGUGGCGCACAACCUGCGGCCGUCUGUUCACAGCCACCCGGCGUUUGAGUCGGCGCAGGGGCGGCUGUGUAGGACUCUGCUGAGCCGGUGCUGGAGCGGGGACGCCCGCUGCAGACCCAGUGCCCAGGAACUGUUACCUCACAUGGAGCAGCUGCGCUCCCACAUGUGAGGUAGGUUUCUAGCUGCAGACAGAUGUGGGCUUCAUAUAAUGAAACGUUUUAGAGACCUUUUAGUCGGUGCUCCUCCGUUUUCUUAUGGACACAUUCAUGUCGAAUCCGGUUUAAAAAGUGUACAGUUACGAGUCAUUAUUACCGAGCCGAAUGGAAUGUGCACCCCGAAAUGGACUUUUUAAUUCGGCACAUGUAGUCUCAACUAAGGGAGAUGUCUUGUGUUUUGUGAAUAACAAGCAAAAACGCUGCAGAGUCGCAUUUUACACACACAUUCCUGAUUGGCUGUUUGUUUAACAGGUGUAGACUAUGACUCUUUAGUCCUGUUUUAAUCCCGCACCGUGAACACAUCAUUUCAUUUGGCUCAGAGCACCCACACUGCUGCUGCUGCUUUUAGUGUUUUUCUUAAACUGUGAAAUGAAAAUGUUUUAUUGACCCUGUUGAGGUUGUAAUGGGCUGUAAGUGUGAUGGGUUUUCAUUAAAAUUAUUUUUAUACUAU